AUGUUAUGUGAAGUGGAAUCAUCUGGAAGGAUACUCAAGUUUGACUGCAUUCAGUUUGAUGGGGAAGAUUUUCGGGGAUGGUGGUUCAAGUUGGAGCAGUUCUUCAAGGCUGAAGAUCUACCAGAGCAUGCUAAGUAUCAUAUCUCUAAUUCAUUGCGUAACCCCAUCAUCCAACUGACGCCCAAUCGUGGAAUCAGUUUUAGUCCAAUUCGUUGCACCGCACCCGACGCCGAUGCCGACAGAAAAGUCUCCGCUCGCCUCUCGCAAAUGCAACAGCUCUUUCAGGAAGCGGAAGAGCGAGCCAGCUCUGCCAAGAAUGAGCCCACUCCUCAAAUCACUUUGGAUCAUGUUACGGUGAGUUUUGCAAGGAGUGGUGGCCCUGGUGGUCAAAAUGUAAACAAGGUUAACACCAAGGUGGACAUGAGGUUCAAUGUAAAACAGGCUUAUUGGCUUAGUGACAGGAUUAGAGAGAGGAUUAUGCAAAUGGUUUGUCACUGCCAUCUAUUAUCUUUUAAAGAAUUUAUGAUAUUGCUAAUCGUUUUCCAUCGAGAUAAGAACUGAAAUGAAGCUGAUUUGUACUUGUGCAUUGAUUUUACUUUUACAACCCUGUGAUUUUAUACUUGAUUCUCACAUAAUCGAGAAAAGCUCCAAAGUAUCGUGCCAUGGCUGUAAAUGAGAAGGCUUUAAGCAAUGUUUUGCCAAGACUAGCAGAAGCAAGCAACUAUUACUUCUUCUUUUUCUUCCUCUUCUAUUUACAGCUUGUCCUGUUCGUGGAGUUAUGGUAUUAUCAUCAAGCAAUGUAGCUUUUAUACAGUAGUAAUUUAGAACUGUUUGCUGAGAUCAUAGC
This is a messenger RNA of Gossypium raimondii (Peruvian cotton), 847 nucleotides long. RefSeq lists its product as uncharacterized. The transcript has 4 exons. Gene Ontology annotation, biological process: translational termination. The record is from RefSeq and is a predicted model, not a curated record. Gene Ontology annotation, molecular function: translation release factor activity. NCBI's taxonomy places the organism in Eukaryota, Viridiplantae, Streptophyta, Magnoliopsida, Malvales, Malvaceae. The coding region runs from base 1 to 561 and encodes 186 amino acids.